AUGGUCAUCCUAGCUCCUGGUCAGAUGAGGACUGAUUCUUCAACCUUCAGUGGGCUGCUGAAUUAUAGUAACAGUGAUGGUACUGCUGCUGUCAGUAAUGGUCCCAACAUGAGAAGAAUUGUGAUCCUCGGAAAAACUGGAUCUGGGAAAAGCAGUGUUGCAAACACUAUAUUUGAAGAGGACAAGUUCACCGUCUGCCAUGGUUCUGUCUCUGCUGAAAGUCCAUGUGAAGCAAAAACUAAAUCACUAAAUGGAAAAGAAAUCACUCUGAUUGAUACUCCCGGGUUAUUUGAUACAAACAAACCUGAAGAAGCUCUGAAGCCUGAAAUAGUGAAGUGCAUCACAGAGUGUUCACCUGGGCCGCACGCUUUCCUCAUUGUGCUACAACUAGGAAGAUUUACAGAGCAGGAAAACGACAUUGUUAACAAAAUAACCCAAUAUUUCUCUGAAGAAGUGUUUAGAUUUGCAACAGUCGUCUUUACUCAUGGUGAUGACCUCCGAGAAGGGCAGAAAAUCACAGAGUAUUUGAGCCCAAAUGUACUUUUGGAUGAAUUAGUAAAAAAAUGUGGUGGUCGAUGCCAUGUGAUAGAUAAUAAGUACUGGAAAAAUCCCUCAGGUGACCCCUACAGGAGCAACGCUUAUCAGGUGAAAGAGAUACUGAAAUCAGUUGAAGAGAUAGUGAAGGCAAACAAUGGAAACUGCUACACCAACGAGAUGCUGCAAGUAGUAGAGAAACUAAAGCAACAGGAAAAGCAGCGUAUUGCACAGUCCUCCAGAAACCUUUCGGAGAGAGAAAUUGAUGAGAAAGCUAAAAGCAGAGUGUGUGAUAUUUUAGCACGUAUUGCAGCAGGUAUUACAGCAGGUGUACUGCUGGGAGCACUUUUUGGUGUAGUUGCCGCUAUUGGAGCAGUUAUUCCUGGCAUAAAAAUAGCAGCUGACUUAAAAAAAGCUGUAGCCUUUCUAGGAAUAACAGCUGGACCUGCAGCAGAAGCAACAAUAGGUGCAGCAGCUGGAACUGCAGCAGAAGCAACAACAGGUGCAACAGCUGGAACUGCUAGCAUCACAGCAGGAUCAGUACUACUGGGUACAUUUGCAGCUGCUGGAGCAGCAUUUGGUGCAUAUAAAGGAUAUCAGGCAGCAGAGGAAGCAGAAACACCAUGGGAAGCAGCAAAGAAGACGGCAGAAGCUUUGUGGUCUUCAGGAAAGCAUGCCAAAAAUAAAGUUGAAGAAUUUAGCACCAAGUGUCAAAAACUUGGAUAGAAAAUUUAUUAGAUUACACUGUGGUCAAAUGUAAAUGAUAUGUUCUUGAACAGUUCUCUAUCCAAAAUGCAUUACUCUACUUUCAGUCAUUCAUACACUCACUGAUGGUGGCAAGCUACUGGAUAGGAUGGUAGCCACAGCACACAAACACUUGAGGCUGGAAUGCAUCAGUGCCAAAGGGUCCUCUGACCAUCACCAGGACACAGGGGGUCCUGAACCAACAACCCACUGAUUGAGUGACAAACUCCUGUCACCACCAUCGUUCCAAUAAACUAGUCCAACACAAGAUAAAAAGGAAAAAUUAUAAUGUUCAAAAACGUAUUAUUUCCAGAAAUAUUGCUUUUUUAAAAGUUGCAGUGUUCACUGAAAAUAUUCAACCUUCCAGAGGUUAUUAACUUUUUCUAUUUCUUCAUCAUAAUAUAUGUCAUGUGUGUCUCAAUUGUUAUUUAGAUCAGUCUGAUUACAUUGUAUUUGACUUAAAAUGAUCCUUUGUACAAUCUAAUUGUAAAAAGAAAAACCUUUGUAUUCUUAACUUCUGUAUUUUAGUCCUUCAGCAGCAUCAAUAACCACCUAUCAAUGCAUGUCAAAUCAAAUACCUACCAAAAACGUACUCAUCAUUGAUUACACUUUAUAGAAGCUGCAAUUCUGUUCAAAUUAGUAAUAAAAGACCAGUGAUUUCUGUCCAGAUUGAUUUGUCUCUAGUCACAUCCUAAAAAAGAAAUAACAUUUUGAUUGCAUAUUUUAUUGAGGGUCAGCCAUUUUAUAAAGAGGAAGGAACAUUCUUUUUAUUUUAUUUUUUAUUUGUCUUAACUUUUUUCUGAUUGGAAAAAAGGGGGAGUUGUUAUUCAUUAAUAAAUGAUACUCAUCUUCCAUAAUAAAACUUGGAAUUUCAA
Molecule: messenger RNA, 2153 nt
Organism: Poecilia latipinna (sailfin molly)
Lineage: Eukaryota; Metazoa; Chordata; Actinopteri; Cyprinodontiformes; Poeciliidae
Product: GTPase IMAP family member 5-like
Exons: 2
Coding region: 1-1260 (419 amino acids)
Molecular function (GO): GTP binding
Source: RefSeq, a predicted model, not a curated record